AUGGCGGAGAUAUUGACGGAGCAAGUUGAGGCCCUUAAAGAGGCAAGACGCAAAUCAAAGCACACAACUACGGCAGAUGGCAAGCAGGAAGAUGGCUCCCAGGAGAAAACACAAUUGCCCAAGGGGAUGAUCCUGGGUAUGGAUGGAAAGCCCUGCCGCACCUGCAUCUCCAUCUCCGACUGGCGCGCCCUCAUGAAGGGCAAAUCCCCCGCUACCCCUUCCCCUUCCUCUUCCUCCCCCUCCACGACAACAACGACAACGACAACGACAACUACAACCGCCCAGGACCAAACCACAGCAGCCCUACCCCCGGACUGCCCUCCCGAUGUCGAAACCCUUGGCCGCAGCACGUGGACCCUCCUCCACAGCAUGACCGCCACCUACCCCGCAACCGCCACCCCACAGCAACAGAACGACAUGCGCAGCUUCCUCACGCUAUUCGGCAAACUCUACCCUUGCUGGGUAUGCGCGGACGAUUUCCGCGCCUGGAUGAACGAGCCCAGCGGCGCGAAUAAGCCGCGCCUGAAGACGCGCGCGGAGUUUGGCACCUGGAUGUGCGAGGCGCAUAAUGAGGUUAAUAGGAAACUGGGGAAGGAGGUGUUUGAUUGUGCGAAGUGGGAGGAGAGGUGGAGGACUGGGUGGAAGGACGGGAGGUGUGAUUGA
Molecule: messenger RNA, 663 nt
Organism: Blastomyces dermatitidis ER-3
Lineage: Eukaryota; Fungi; Ascomycota; Eurotiomycetes; Onygenales; Ajellomycetaceae
Product: FAD dependent sulfhydryl oxidase Erv1
Exons: 2
Coding region: 1-663 (220 amino acids)
Cellular component (GO): mitochondrion
Molecular function (GO): flavin-dependent sulfhydryl oxidase activity; flavin adenine dinucleotide binding
Source: RefSeq, a predicted model, not a curated record